Molecule: messenger RNA, 2851 nt
Organism: Triticum aestivum (bread wheat)
Lineage: Eukaryota; Viridiplantae; Streptophyta; Magnoliopsida; Poales; Poaceae
Exons: 2
Coding region: 2337-2801 (154 amino acids)
Source: RefSeq, a predicted model, not a curated record
UCCAGCUUGUAGUCGCUCCUCAACCACAUUUGGCUUCUAUCUGGCUACUCUCUGGAUGGUACCAAUUAUUCAACUGAAGCAAGGUACAUAACUAUUUCACCUGUACUCAAUCUACCUGCCUGCUUCAGAUUUAUACUACGAAGCACCGAUACGCCAGAAACUGGAGUAUCGGCGUACUAAACGUUUCCGAUAUGGGGAUACGCACGAUACGGCUAGGAUACGGUUAUCGGCGAAGUAUCCUAUUUUCCGAUUUAAAAAGAAAAGAAAAAACGUCGAUGCGUCCUGUGCAUCGUCUACGAUACGGGAGCGACAUGGCAGCCCACUGGAAGGCCCAUGGCUAACCCUAGCAUCUGGGCUCCCUCUCUUUUGUUUUAUUCGCACGACAGGAGCUUGCACGAGGGAGCCGCCGCUGCUGGACAAGCCUCCCCGCCGGCCGCAGCCGCAGACUGGAGUCACUCGCCGCCUAGAGUGGCUCACCGGCGCCGCCUGGAAUUGCCUCGCUGCCGCCUCAACUCGCCCCCACCGGCUGGAAUCGCCUCUCCGCUUGAAUCUUCUGCUCUUCUCCACCGCCGUCGCAACUCACAAGAAACAGAUCGACAAGAAAUUUAUCUGCUGGAGCUUGCAAACAAGAUUGACAAUUGAUGAGUGUAAGCCCAAAAUGAAAUAAAUGUAGUGGCUAGAGAUCCACAGAUCUGACAGUUAAUCAUGCGAACUGAGGUAUGACACUUAUGAAACACCUUUCAUUCCAUUUUGCAUGCUUUAUUUUACCUCCUAGCUUAAUUUGCGAAUUUGCUGUUAUUCAGUUGUAAUCGUUCCACACAAAACUGUGAGAUUGCAGCACUUAACUGCUGACACUUACAACUGAAUAACAGCACUUAACUGCUGACACUUACAACUGAAUAAGUGUCAGAGGCGGACUCGCGCUGCAGGCAACCAGACGAUGCUUCGCACACUCAGACGGGUCAAACAGAGGAGCCAAAAUUUCCAGAGGUACCUUAAUUUCCAAGUGCAUCAGGGCAUCUCCAUCCUCUAUCUCGCUGCAUCUUAGUCUUGGUCCUAUUAUCCUCAUCCUCAUCAUCAUCCUCAUCUUAAUUUCAGAUCAACAUCUCUUAUUUUAAGAUCUCAAGUGCAUACCCACGUUUGUUUGCCGGCAACGCAAUCUCGUGUUGUAUUCAAUCAAUGUGCGCUGCACUUUAUGCAUGCAUGUUUACUUCUGAUAAUUUUCACUUGGUUUGUAGCUAGCAUAACAUGCUACGGCAUAUAUAUAAAUCAUGUGUGUGCAACUUGAUCAAUAUUUCCUGCCUGCUUGCUCCAUGCCUGAAUCUGAAUGAAUAAAGUAUUAGUAGCAGUAUUAUUACAUAUCCAUCAUCUAUGUGGUGGCGUUUUAGUCUUAUUAGGUCUGAUUUGUUUAAUUUGCUGUGUGUUGUAAUCUUUGCUGCAAGUGCCAACGCUAGCUUUCGUGUUGUAUUGAAUGCGCUUUGCACUGUAUGCAUACAUGUUUACUUCUGAUAAUUUUGACUUAAUUUGUACGGUAUGUUAUGUGUGUGCAACUUCGUUAGCAAAAGAAAGCGCAGAUCCAUAUUUCCUGGCUGCUUGCUACAUGUGCCUUAAUAUGAGUAGCAGUCUAGCAGCGUAGGAACAUAUAUAAUGGGGUCUCUUAGUAAUCACCACCGCCACACUUCUGGGAAAACAUGCUCAGACACCUAAUCAAACCAUGAAAUUGAAGUAACCAUCUAUCUUACAGCUGCGCUUAUGUUGAACUUCUCUCUCAUGCUUGUGGAUGCUGGAGAUCUGGCGUCAUAUACACUCCUUAGGGCAUCUCCAGCCGCGUCCUCAGGAAGGCCUCCCUAGGCGUUUUUUUGCGCCGGCACCGAAAAAUCGGCCCAGUCGCGCCCCCAGGAGCCCGAUUUUCGCCGGCCUGGGCUGAAAACAGCGCCGGCGGACCCAGGCCGAACCCGGCACGCUGGGGGGUGCCCGGGGGCGCCGGGCGAACUAUUUUGACGCGAAAAAGCCGCGGGCCCACCGCGUCAGCGACACGGCUCUCUUCUCGGCCCUUCGUCAUCCUGAUCACCUCGUUUCCCGCGACGAAUCAAUGCCAAAGCUGCCGCGCUGCCGCGCCGGUCAGCCUGCGCCAUUGAUGCCUCACGGGCGGCGCAGUGAAGGCCGGAUGACGCGUGUCCCUCGCCCUCCCUCGCCCGCCACGCGUACACACGGCGGGCACGCGUACGGGCGGCCCUCGGUCUAUAUAACGCGCCCCGGCGAGCUCGGUGAUCUCACACUCUCUCGCCGUCGUCGUUCCCACUCUCCUCUCUCUCGCUGUCUCCAGUUCAUCACCCAUGGCCGAGCGCUUCCCAGGCGACGGCGCGGCGGCGAACGGCUUCGGCCGCCGCCAUCUUCACCAGGACGAGGCUCGCCUCCCCGCGGAGUACGAGGAGAUAGCCCGGCGCGCCUUCUUCGACGAGGACGCCCUGCGGUGGGCGCGGGACGACUACCUCCGCGACGAGAUGGUCCGGCAGCGCCGGGCCAUGGAGGAGAUCGCCGACCGCAAGCGUGGGCGCGAGGACGAGCACGGCGUCGUGGUCCUCGACAGCGACGACGACGACGACGACGACGACGACGCCCCCGGAUCGUCCAACCCGCCGCGCCAACCGGGGGAGGGAUGCAGCAGGGACGGCGGAGGCGUAGGCGGGGGCGGCGACGACGACGACGGCGACGGCGACGGUGGUGACUACACGCGCUUCUACAUGCCGAGGCGCGUGGGUGGGCGGCGAGGCGGGCGGCGAGGGAGACGGCGGGGGUAGCCCGCGGUAGUUUUUUCCUUUUUUUGUAAAAUAUGUUUAAGUUUGAACGA